Naegleria lovaniensis is the source of this 1407-nucleotide messenger RNA. RefSeq lists its product as uncharacterized. NCBI's taxonomy places the organism in Eukaryota, Heterolobosea, Eutetramitea, Acrasida, Naegleriidae. Gene Ontology annotation, biological process: translation. Gene Ontology annotation, molecular function: GTP binding; GTPase activity. The transcript has a single exon. The record is from RefSeq and is a predicted model, not a curated record. Bases 1 to 1407 code for a protein of 468 amino acids.
AUGCUUUCACAACAACAACAUGAACAACCACCACCAUCAUGGGCCCGAUUCCAUACUCCAAUGAUGGCAGUGAUCGGAUCGAAAUUAAUGGACGAUGUAACCAUGGGAUCAAUGAUUGGAAAACUUUUGAAACGUUUGGGUGGAGUGGAUGAGCGAACCCUUGAAAAAUAUGAGAAAGAGUAUUCUGGAGGUGGUUUCAGAUAUUGUGGAUAUUAUCAAAGCUCUAGAACAGACACGUACUUUUCUGGGUUGGGACGAGAUUUUCCUGUGCAGCAUGAUUACUUGUCAGGAUUUAUUCAAGUCAAACAGGAUCCCAAGGGUGACAACAGAAUUGCUUUACUUUAUUCUGGUCACAAGAGAUCACCCAAAACAAUGUUGAAGUUGUGUUUAUUGUCAGAUAUUCGAUUAUUGUUAAUCAACGCUUCCAAUAUUGAUUUAUCUACUGAUUCUGAAGUUAUUGGAGAAUAUAUAAGGUUGUCAGCAGCGUGUGGAAUGAAAAAUUUAAUCAUUGCUGUCAACUGUGAAGCAAGCAAUACCUCCACAAAUAUGACUUCUCAAUUAGAUCAAUUACUCACAACGUUGCAUUCUUUUUUAGAGAAGUGUCGAAUGAAAGCUGACAAUUAUUUCAUUAUUCCUUUUUUACUGAGCAGUGGUGAUGGUCUCAUUGAACCCAUCGAACCACCACAUCCAAAAUUUACAAAAAAAGCACUCGUUCAAGUACUCGUGGAGGUGCGAGAAAAAGUUGUUGCAGAGAUGAAUAAGGUGGAUGUUAAUCAUCAACCCUUGAGAGCAACUGUCAUGCAGGUACACAAAAUUGGUGGAAUUGGAACAGUGGUCGAAUGUAAAGUCUUGUCAGGUAGUAUUCGAGCUUCUGACAAUGUUGAUCUAGUACUUGAUUCGGGAGAAGUUGUGAAAAAACUCGCCAAUUCCAUUGAACAUUUUCAUACAUCCAUACCUAGUGCCUUUCCAGGAGAUUUUUGUGGUAUUAAUUUGAAAGGAGUUGCAGUGAAGAAUCUACAGAAGGGUAUGAUCAUUGGAAAUAGUUCAAACUUGGUGACCUAUUUUGAAGCCAAUAUCGUCGUGCAUAACGCUCCAGAGAAGGGCUUUAGGGUUGGAUGGACACCAACGUUGCACGUGCAUGCAGCUCAUUGCACAUGUCAGAUUGAAGAGAUUAUGUGCAAAUUGGAUGGAAAUAUGAAUCCAAUAGGGCCAAUGGAUGAAUUGAAACGUGGCACACGAGCUCGUGUGAAAAUUCGUCCAUUUUCCAUGUUGCAACUGGAAGAAUAUUCCAAGUGUCCACCACUCGGAAAAAUCGUGUUGGUGAAUUCACACGAAAUCAUUGCUUUUGGUGCUGUUGUUCAUUGCAAACGAGCAUCUUACAGUUUGGAUCAUGAAUUACUUUGUUGA